Messenger RNA from Sus scrofa (pig), 21225 nucleotides. It is a transcript of the gene PDE4D, whose product is annotated as phosphodiesterase 4D. NCBI's taxonomy places the organism in Eukaryota, Metazoa, Chordata, Mammalia, Artiodactyla, Suidae. The record is from RefSeq and is a predicted model, not a curated record. Gene Ontology annotation, biological process: signal transduction. Gene Ontology annotation, molecular function: 3',5'-cyclic-nucleotide phosphodiesterase activity.
CAUAUGCCAAUCCCAAACCCCCAAGUCCAUCCCUCCCACCCCCUACCUGUCCCCUUUGGUAACCAUAGGUUUUCAGAAAUUUCUCCAAGUAUGUGAUUGGUGAACCUGCCUUAAAGUAGCAGCAAUAUAUUAGACACUGGACAAAGCCAAGAAUCCGUGAAUGUCCCUGAACAGCCACAGGAAAACUGAAAGUCUUAAGGAGACAACUCUGUGGCAAGCAGUUUACUGGCAUUUACCUGAGGAGGCCUGAGAGUUACUGAGGGGAGAGUAAGUCAUAAAUGCACCUUGAAGCGUGACCGUGGGAGGAGCUGUGGGGUUUGUUGUAAUAAGCAACCGGAGCUCUGGCGCGAUGCCUUACUACAUUAAUUUUCCAAGUCCUUUGGGUGGGUCACAAUUGCACUUUAACAUCCUGUCUGCAAAUGCUAAAUAAAUACCAAGUUCACGUCAGACUGGAGAACCAACGUACUAAGCAAUGUCCUUUAAGAAAUCAGAAUGCUUGAAUUAUUUUCACUUGAUAAUUCACAUCCAAAAUAGCUGAAGUUGGCACAUCCAGACAAAUAUAUAAUCCUCGGGGAAAUAUUCAGAAGGAUGGGAGAUGGAGGUCAAAUCCCCUCAUUUUAGGAGCAACUUGGAUCCAUUUAGAUUAUGUCUACUUUAAUAGAACAGUUUUUAUUUCAGAUGCAGGAAGUGGGGCAUAAUAAGAGAUGUUGAGAUUACAGCAUAUCAACUUCAUUUCUUACUGAAAAGCUGCGAGGAAUUUGCAAACCCGGAGACUUUGCAUAUAGAAAUCAAUGAAAUUUGCAUAUGAUUUUCAAAAAGAAAUAAGGUUUAGAAAACAUUGUGCAAAGGAACAGGCUUGGCACAUGUAGCCACUUGUCCAGCAACAAUACAUUAGAUUUUUCAGUUUAAACCAUUGCAGCCCGACCUGAUACAACAUACAUCCUGUUGAAUUUUUAAGAAGCAGUUUUCAUCUCUGCAGCCAACUGCAAAGUGUAACAUUUCAGUAAAUACACUCAAAAUGAACAGCUGCUAAGUCCCCCAACCCCUCUCAAAUUUACUUUUGACUGGAAAUUUUAGCUUUCAGCGCAGGACUUUGAGAAAAUGAUUUUUUUUUAAGGGAAGAUAAACAAGUUUAUGGCAGAGGGGUGUGUUCCUUAUAAAGGUGCUCAGAGAAUCUUACCCUGAGUAACAUAGACACCUCAUUUACCAGAGGAGGAAAUGAUUUUAUAAAUUUUGAGAUGUCUUCUGUCUGCUUGGAUGGUUUACACUCCCCAUCUCUGGUGCUUUCCUACAGUGGAGGGAAGCCUUGUAAGUUUCAGCAAUUGGCUAGGCAGGCUGGGUGCUGGUUGGGUUUUUUUUUUUUUUUUUUUUCCUCUCUCACUUCCCUGCAAUGUUUUGAACUGCCUUCCUACAGACGUCAUACAGCCCUUGAGGAAUAGUUUCAGCCCGGUCAGAUUGAAUGAUAGUUCCCAUUCACUAAGGCUUGGAGUCAGAUUCUAAGCAGGGGACACAACGGAAAUUACAUUCACAGGUACAGCAGUGGGCUCGGCCCAAGUUGGAGAGCUUUCUUCCCUCCCUGACUUCUUGGCUCCCCGCAAAGAGUGUUUUCUUGUGGUCGCUCUGAAAUGGAACUUCCCUGACAGCUCUCCGGCGUUCCAGUACCUCGCGGUCAUUUUCGUUUCCUUUCUCUCUACCUGAGCACUUUUCAAGUGUGGGAAACCUUUCAAUCUCUUCUUAUGGAAUUGCAAAAAAGAUGUGAUCAAGUGGCUCUUUCACUGUGUUGGUCGCCUUUGUGACCAGAUGAAGAAGAGAUUCACAUUCCAGUUCCUCCCUUGGCAAUGCAAAACAGAAAACAAACUGUCACUUCCGAACAGCCUAAUGCUGGAGUAAAUUCACUGUGAAAGAGGAAAAAGCUCCUGUGUCUUAGGAACUUCCCUCUGUUCUGGACUGGGGACAGGAGUUGGACUCCGGGAAAUUUAGAUUUCUUCAAGCAAUCCCCCUUGGAAAUGGAAUAUAUUUCAAGCCAUCUUUGCAGAAGCACAGCUGAGAUGUAUAAACAGAAUACUUGAAGAUAUUUUUUUUUUCUUUUUCCCUCUCUCUUUUUUUUUUCCUCCAAAAUGAGCAUAAUUAUGAAGCCGAGAUCCCGGUCUACAAGUUCCCUGAGGACUUCGGAGGGAGUGUGGUAACACGCUUUUCUCUCUUGCUUCUCCCCUUCUUUCCUGUUAAGAUUGACGUAAUAGUGGAGUAUUUAGUAAUUGCUGACGAGAUUUGAGAGUUAGGUGUGAUGUUAGGGCUUUGCCAGAAAGAGCAGUGUUGGUGACACUUUCCUUGUCAGUUUUGCUCCCGAUUUUGUCUGCUCUAAAACAGGGGUGCCCACGUUUUUUUUAACUCCAUGUGGACCGUAGCAAUUCAUUUGGUGUCAGUUUUUACAAGAGAAAAGAAACUUGCAAAAAUGUUGGGAGUUUAGGACAAAAAAAAUUUGUCAUUUUUCACUGUCUGAUUCAGUUGCUUGUUUUCUUUCUUGCCUGAUGCAAGCAGGCUGGUAGUUGACAGUCUUUGAGGUGAUCUUUAGAAGUAAUACCUUGGCUCUUAAUACAGGAUGUGUUAGAGAAAUUAAUAAUGUUAUAUAGUUUAAUCAUAGGAACCAACUUUAAUUGUGUGACUAAAUGUAUAUCAAAUUGCUUAUCAUUCAGAAAUCCCUUAUGUUUUAUUUGGUUAAUGUACUGUUCCCUAAUAAUUAUGGUUUUUGGUAAUUUUCAUCCUAAUGAAAAGUAUGUUAAUUUCAAUCUAGUCUAAUAUUUAAUUCUUCUACUUCCUCAUUGUUUGAUAUGCUCAUAUGCAUAUGGUCCCUAAGGAAUAUUCUUUCAAUAAAGUAACUUUUGUGUCCAGAGAUAGUUACUUACAAAAUAUUUAUAUCCUGUUUCAGAAGUUACUUCUAUUUUGUUUAUCUUAGUGAUUUAUUGUAAAUAAUUAAGCUCACCUCUUUGAAAUAGAAAUAAUACUUCUUUAGACAGGAAAAAUAAAAGCAGUGAUUGAAGCAGGUGUUGGGGGUAGGAUGGAAACAGGCAGGCAAAAUUAUUAUGUAGAAUUAUUUGAGCAAGCAAACACACAUGUAAAUACUCAUUUACGUAAGGAAUUCAGCCCAUAUUUAUGUGGUUGCUUUAUUGUUUGCUGUUGUUGUACUAGUGUUUAAUAGGGGAUUAGAAUCAAGAAUUGUCCCUUCAGUGGUAUUUCUGUGAGUUUUAAUAACCUGUAGAUGUAGAUUUCUUACAUCAUCUCUUACAUCAAUUGUGAUUUUUUUUGAAAUAAAAGAAUAGUACAGUAAAUUCCUUCUUGAGUUUAUUUAAAGAAAAGAUUGUGUCUGAAAAUAAGUUUGUAAGGCUACUUUAUGCCAAAUAAAUACUGGGAAAUAAAUACUUAGAAUCCUUUUAUUAAUUACCUUAGCUAGUAUAAAACUCUAAUAUAAAUGGGUAAAAUUAGAAUUUAUAAAAUAAGUGAAUUUUAUUCAUAUUCACUUGUGAUUUCUGUCCUGCUUCUGUGAAAACAGGCUCUUAUAUGUGAAUAUAUAGUAUUUAACCCAUCUAUUUCCCUCUUUGCCUAAAAUGCGGGGAGACUUAUUUCCAAAUUCAGAAUCCAAUCAAUCAGGAACAAUUAGUUCAUUUCAGGAGAGCAGUCACAUUGACGUCCUUUACUCCCUCGAGAUUAUCACAGUCUAUUUUUAUCCACAACUAUUCAUUUUAUUAUUCUAAAUUAUGUAAGGUAUUUUCAUAAAUAAAUAGGGUCGCAGUUUCAAGUAUAUAUUUUAAAAUAUUGAUUUAUGUAUGUAUAUGUUGUUCCACUUAAUUUUAAAUAGUUUACAUAGUGUUUGGGUCAGAAUGGUGUUUAUGGAAGAAAUAAAUGUCCCUCUUUAUGCUAAUGACUCCUGACAGCACACUACAGAAACCUCCACAGUUAUUAUUCUUACAUCUGUCUUGUUAAUAAUUGAACUAUUUGGACAUAUCACCGUUGCCUCUCAGUCAUUUGACCUAAGGUUUCAUCUGCUGUCAUUACAGUUUAACUGUUUUGCUAUUCCUUUUAUCAUUCAAAUUCUAUACAUACACAUGUAUUUACUUAUUAUAUUUUUAUAUAGUAGACUCUACAUAGAUGACAGAUUAGGUGUACAGAGGAAAUAUGCAUGUGCGUGUGUUUGUGUAAAUACACACACAUGCCCUAGAAAGCUCAGCGAGUCCAUAUCCUCUCAUCAGCUUUUUUGUUGUAACUUAACCCACCACAACCCCCAUUCCUUUUCAAAAGCCAAAACCUACUUCAUCGGCUUUAACAGUUGACUUCCCACUAUAGAGACCAAAUCAAUAUUCCUUUUUCAGAUGAUUUUAUUUUAUUCUGCACUUGAGAAUAUUUUGUUCUUGGGGAACCAUCUUUUGCCUUAUCCAUCUUUAUGCUGCCUAUAUAAAUCUAUUUCCCAUUGGCCCAUUUUCUUUAAAACUGCCCAUUUUCCCCCUGAAAGCCUCCAAACUAAAUGCUACCUUUGCAAAUUUGCUAACUGCCUUCUGCAAGAAUCCGGUGCCGCAGAUUACUUUUUCUUUACUUUUUCCUCCUUCUCUCCAAACGGUACCGUUAAAAAAAAAAAAAAAAAAAAUUAACUGGUUAUUUACAGCGCUAAUUAAAUUCCUAUGAGCCAUUCACAUUUUAGAAAGGGAUUUCACAACAAACUCCUAGUGAUAUUCUAUAUUCCUCUUCUUAAUUUAUCUUCUUAAAAGAUAAGCCUUAUUUAUAGUUAAAAUCCUACGAAUGUCCAAAAAAUGAGCUAAAAAUAAUUUCAAAAUUAAUCUGUUAUGUGUCUUAAUUUAGAUUUAUCAACAAUUAUAUAUUAUAAUAAAAUUAGAAUCCUAUAGCAUUUUGCCAUUUUAAAAAUAUAUCCCAGAGGUACUUCUCAUUAAUCCAACCCAAACUUAUGUAAUUACAAAUAUAAAGAGAACUUUGGUCAGUAAAACUGGACUUUGUUCUUUUCUGCUGUCAGAAAUUCUUAUUUGACAUAUGCUUGUGAUAUUCAAGAUUGUUCAUUCUAUAAUCUGGGAAAAAUUAUCUAAAAUAUGACUGUGGGUUUUGUAUAAAGCAAAUUUUGAAGCAGAUUGUUAAAUAUCUAAAAUUGUACUUAGGUUUAUAGGCAUAGGAAAAAAGUCUAGAAGGCUUUCAAAGCCUUUGGUAGUGGUUACCUUUUAAUAUAAAAAUGGCAGGAAUGGUGGUAGAGAGAUUUUUCUCUCUUCUUGUCGCUGUACUAUACUAUGUGAACUCUUUCAUCAAAGAAGUGUUAUACAUGGAAGUUUAAAUAUAUUAAAAAUGUAAUUACCACAUUCAUCAGCAAGCUCAUCUUUAUAUGUAUAAGUAUCUGUAUAUCUGGUAAACAACAAUUUGCUUAACGUCCAAAAUAUGACAAAUGAGAAUUUCACUACUGAGAUGCAAUUUUCUGAAUUACAUUGCUCCUCAGAUCAAUAAGUGAUUGCUUUUUUUCUAUUAACUCUUUUCUCCUAGGGUUAUAAAAGUUCAGAUUGGCUGAGAAUUCUUAUUUUGGCUUCAUGAUCCCAGUAAAAAGCAUCUGAGUAGACUAAAAUUACUUGUUUUUCUAAUUAAGAAUAAAAGGUGUAUGUUUUGGAGGGAAAAUUAUUUAUAAUUUCCAGUAUCCCAUCCUCAACUAUUUUCACUUUUUACUUUACUUGCAUAUACUGAACAAUAGUAAAUAUUAGUUCUGUGCUCUCCUCCAUUUACAUGCACUGUUUUUUAUGUUUCUAAUAAUAAUACUUCUAACUUUCAUUUUAUUGAAUAUAUUUUAUGAAUGAGAACUCUGUGGAGAAUUUUACAUACAGCAUCGUGUUUACGUAUUAUAACAACAUUGAAAGGAAGGAGUUAACCCACACUUUACAGAUGAGGCAAUGAACCUAUGAGGUAAAAUAACUUGAGCAAGGUCUUUAAUCCUGGACUGGGAUUUGAACCCACGCUGGUCUAUUUUAGAGGGAGUGCUCUUUCUACUGCAGCAUGUCUCCUGCUGCAUAUAUACCUGCUGUGUAUAUAAUUGUCAUGUUUAAUAACUGUAAAAUUCUCCGUUCUGUGAGUGUAUCUAAAUGCAAUAAAAUAUUUAGUCAGAUAUUAAACAAUUGAAAAAAUAAAUUGGAUGUUGUCUUUUUAGAGGUAUGGCAGCCUAUGAAGUUUAAGGAUGAUGUCAGGCAUUGGAAAAUGACUAUUUGAAAGACUUUUGUAAUUAUUCUCUACUGAUUACAAAUAGGUCAUCUCUUCCCUAUUUUGGAGAAAUAAAAGACCAAGGUCAGUUCUUCGCAGUUCUAAAUAGAUCAUCUCUCCAACUAUGUUAGCAAGUUUUAUGCUUUGUUCUCUGCAAGCUCUGUAAAGUUCAGGUAUAAAGUAAGUACUGCAUCUCAGACUUUAUAUGAACUUUCAUACUGUUUUAAGUCACCUUUCAAAAAGGUAGAAAAUCUUCCUUCCUAUAUCUUUUAUCAUACAAACUUUUAUAAAUGGGGAAACAAAUGGAAUCUGCAUACUUUCUGCCUGUCCAACAUACACUGUGUCUUGGCUUACUUAGGGAAGUGACUAUUCUCAAGAUUUAUUCUAAGUCUUGAACAUGCAAUAAACUUUUUUGAUCCUAUUACCUGAGUUUUUUUUUUUUUUGUUUUGUUUUGUUUUUUUUACAUCUGUUAUAUAAUAGACCUAGAGAUAAACAGCUUUUAGGAGAAGUGGUUAAGUACCUUGAACAUUAUUUAAAACGUAAUGUUUUAAUGCCAAGGAAGAACAGAGUGGAUCACAGAUAGGUUUAUUCUUUAAAGUCAUAAUUUAUGAAAUUCUCUGGAAAAGCCAUUUGUCUCCCCUCCUUCUAACUUGCUUUAUGUCCCUGGUGAAACCACCUAAUCCCUCUAUAGCUAGGUUUACUCACCUAUAAAAUAAAGAGGGUGGGCUGACCAGUGGAUUUCAAAUAUGUAUUUUCAAUGAAUACUUUUUAUAGAUGAUAUGCUAAUAUAAACAAGUCAGUGUAUACAAAACAUUUAAAUAUAUAUACUUAAAUAUAUAUAUUUAGUAUAUAGAGAUAAUUUUUAAAAUGACAUCUAGGUAGGAUAUAUAUUAGUAAAAAUGUAUAAUCAUGCAUAUGACAGUAAAACAUCUGCUCAGUUAGCUCCUUUGUCCCCCAACCCCAACCUAAUGCCCAUCCUUGCAAUACCACUAAAGAGCUCUAAGGGUUCCAAGGACUGUUGUUUGAAAACCACUUAGCUAAUAAACUACCAUGAUCCUUUAUAGUUCUACAUUCUGUAGUGGUACCCUACUACCAGAGAGUCUUUUGUGAUUUUUUUUUUUUUUUUUUUUUUUGUAUCACUAUGUGAACUGGGAUAAACUUGCUGGUAAUUAAACUUCCUGGAAAGUUCAAAUAGUAGCAGUUCAAAGACUUGAACGGCUUUAACGUUAUAGAAUAAUUCUUAUUUCUGGGAGAUCAGAGAACAGUUAUAAUAGUUAAGCUCCUUUAAUUUUAUUUAACAUCUGAUUUUUUACGAGUUUAUUUUAAACUUGUUUAGGAUGGGAAAAAUCAUUGCUAUUAAAUAUGCAGAUAGCUGACCUGUCAGGCAUUCAACAUGGUUAUCGAUAAAGAAAUGCUGAAUUGGUUUCACAUUGUUCAGGAGAAGGAUGUUUCUGUGGUUCGAAUAUUUCAAAAUGGGGUUCUCAACCACUCUUUCUAUCCUGUCACUGGUGAAUAAAAUUCGUAGGUUAAAUUGCCCAGGCAAUACUCUCCUUAGCUACAUUGCACUCUAUAGGCUCCAUGUGACUAAAACAUGGCUGUGGUUGGGUAUGUGGUUAUGUGUGUGCAGCUUAGUCCGACCUGUCACUCUGCUCUUCUCUUCCCCAUUGACCAUAGUGUUGGCCCAUCACUGAAACCUGUCAGCAUAGGUCUUCACCUAAUAAGCUCACUUAUUAGUCCCUGUGCCAGUCAUUGCAGUCAUGGAGUGAAUUUUAUGAAAUCAGAAGGGAUGAGAACAUGAACACAAUCAUGAGGGUAGGAAUGGUUAAUCAUGGAUCAAUCCACCUGUCAAGAUUGAGAAAGUAGAUCACAAGAUGAAACUGAAAAGGUUCAAGGAGAUUCUCCUUAGAAAAAGAUGCCUGUAAGAUAUGUAUAGAUACUCUGAAUAAGAGUAGUGCUGAUACAGAAUUGUGACAUACAGAAUUGUGAAAGCUUAGAUAAAUGUAACAGGAAUGGGACCUGGGGGCUGUUAACUAGGACGGUGAAGAAUAUCGUCACAAAGAAAGCACAGUCUUAGUGAAAACCUAACAAAGAUUUUUAAAGUAUCUCUUCCAGAGAUUAUCCACCUACUCAGGAGGUAAAAUAGAGGUGGAAGAUAUUUUAGAAAAUGGGUAGUAGAAGUGAAGGAUGCUCUAGCCAAGAGCACUACAUCUUUCCAGGGAUCAGGGCCUACAGGAAGCCUGGGAGUACCAUAGAGGCACAAAGACAGUGAGCCUGGAUAAGUACAAUUAAGCAUAACCGUCUGAACAUAACUAAUGGGAGCCUAUGCCUAUGAUGUGUCUCGGCUCUCUAAAUGCCCUGCUCUGUGGUCAAGUUUGGCUUAAACUAGGAAGUCCUUCAGAAGAAUGGAGAGUAGAGAGAAUCCCAGAACCUAUGGAUGCAGUUUUUAGCAUCACAGGGGAAAGAUGAAUGAUAGCUAUUUAUUAUCUGUCUUCAACCCUUUUGGGGGUUGGCUUUCCCAGGAGCAUCCUGGGUGAUGAGGAUGUAAAGUGGGGAAGCUAAGCUAAAGUCUUAAAGGGUAAAGUCAACUCUUUUGAAGUGAGAAACAAUAUGGGAAAGAUUGUGGGAAAAGAGCCGAAGAAGUAGCUAGAGAGGUAAGAGAGGAGGUCAGAGGGGAGGCCCACGUGGAAGAACUUCAGACACCCACCACCUGGCGCCCUGCCCUCUCUAAUCACACUGCCACCUUCUGGCAAAAGCUCCAGUAAUGGACUUGAAUGCAGAAGCAGUUUUUUUGGUUUUUUCACUCCCCCUUCAUCUCAACGCUAAAAGCUUUGGCUUUGGCCAGAGGAUCAAGAAAGUCAGCUUCAAGUGUUUCCCUUUCUAUUGUUACAUGAAGGAGAAUAAGAAAUGAGAAAAACAGAAACAAGGCAUAGAAUCUAUGCACACAGGGAUUACAGCCUCCAAAGCUUCCUUACAGGAAAGAUCCUGAUGUUUUACAACCCACACAGUUAAGACGUUUUGUUUACACCCCUUACUAAUCUCCCUUGCUUAAAUUUUAACCCAUUUCUUCCUAGUUAUCAGGGGUAGGGAAUCAAUAGAUAAGCAGAUUCUCCUUUAUGACGUUUGAAAACUGCAAAUAAGUGACUUCAUGGUCUUUUAUCUUUUUUUUUGGCCAACUAUUCUUUGUGAAGUGCAAAGGAGAUGACACCAAUGUGACUUGUUCAAAGAAAUGUUUCAUAAAACAUAGUUUCAAUAUGUAAUUGUUUUCCAGCCUCACACAGAAGAGUUCUCCCAUUGUGCCUCAUUCUUCCUGUUUCAAAUACAUUCAAGAUGAGCAAUUCAGCUUUUUUAAAUGAAUACGUAUAAAAUAUUCAUGUAUCUAUGAAAUACAGAAAGUAAUAAUUCCCAACAUCCAUGCUGUCAUUCCACUGUAUGUGGUACAAAAUUUCUUCUUUGUGUCAAGGGAUUUAUAUGACUGAGACUGUUUUGGUUAGGAAAAAUUCCUGCAAAGUAUGUCAACUUUUAACCCAUGGCCUUCCAGGAAGUAGAGAGCUGCUGCUGUGAUGUUUCCUCUGAGGCAGCUGUGUCAUGGAACAGCAGGUAGCUGAUUGGCAGCUGGAUCACCAGCAGGCUUGGACAACAGCUCCUAAGUCUAUUGUGAUAGUUAGAGCAAUAACCAUCGCACUGAUGAUAGCUGUGCAGUACUGAGCACUUAGUGUUUGUCAGACAUUGGACUUGGUGCUGCACUCAGUUCUGCCUUCAAAACAACCAUACGAGAUAAAAUUGGGGUUGUACAGCUCUUAAAUCACAGUGUUGAAGAAAACAUGGUCUGAUCCUAAAUCCCCCAUCUGUUGUUGCUGCUGCUGUUGUUGUUUUUUCUUUUUUUAAUUUGCUUUUUCCCACUCUUUCCACUGCUUUACCCACCCAUGGUUCUGUUUCCUGGGCUUCCAAAAAGUGGUCAGAAGACUGCUGCUUCAGCCUUUUCCUUCCUGUCCUAGCUUGUUCAAGUUUCUCCUUUUAACCUUGUGCAGCUCAAGAACAAAUAUUUGUUAUAUUUGCCUGCCUUCUUUCUCGAGAUUUGCAUGCACAUGUCCCACCAGGGACCCAUAGAAAUGGAUGGAGAAGUAGAAAGUAGACUUUGACCCAGCUUUGUUCUCUAGAGAUCUAGCUAGGUCCUGAUGCAUUCAAUUUAUUGACACUCUCCCCUUGGUCAGACUAUAAAUUACACUGUCUUCUUCCUCUCUGGCAUUUGAACAGUGAGUAGAGCCAUAAAAUAUUUGAAAUGAAUGGGACCACAGAGAAUAACCUAUAAUCUAAUUCUCCCCGCCCCAACCCCAUUUUGGAAGUGGAAAAGUUUUGCUGGUCUUUAACAGUCAAGUAGGGUCAAGAAAAAUGGUUAUAAACAAUGUCAGUGCUUUUGUGGCAAAAGACUUUGUUGGAAAAAUAUUAAAAAAAAAACAUAAACCCUCAGACAUGAAGUUUGAGAUCAAAUAGAGAGCUGAAACUUAGACGUCAGGCAAAUUCAUGAAACCAGUUAAAUUUAUAAUUUGUUUGGGACUUUAAUGUAAUUCUGUAACUUAUGUCUAUGAAGUUAGCUAAUGCCAUAACAAUUCUAUCAUAACUUCUCAUAAAAUUGGCUUGGAGGAAUAUGCGUGGAGAAAUAUGGAGACUGAGUCCUCAGCAAUCUCCUGAAGGAAAUUCAAGACCAUUGCUUUGACCACAGUGUUCCCCACAUAACAGAACUCUGAUCAUUACACUUUUUUCUGGAUGUCACAUAGCUAAUUAAGUUGCUAAAAUUCAUGUGUUGAAACUGUAACUUCGUCACCUGCCGUUCUUCUAGUAUAGCCUUCACAGAAAUAAAAUCAUGGUAAUCUCUAUUUACUGAGUACUUACUAUGUGGCAGGUACCAGGCUGUGCAUUUGACAAGAAUUAUCCUAAAACGUUCUCAUCAGAAAUCCUGUGAGGCACCUGUUAUUAUUACUCCUCAUUUAUUAAACUGGUGAAGCAAACUCACCCAAGAUUGUGUGGCAAAUAAGAGAAUUCAUGGAUUCACAUGCUUUUUAAAAUUAUUAAAUGCAGAGUUCCAACCAUGGUGCAGUAGGUUAAGAACUUGACUACUUCAGCUCUGGUUGCUGAGGAACUGCAGGUUCGAUCCUCAGCCCCACUCAGUGGGUUAAAGGAUCUGGUUUUGCCCCAUCUGUGACAUAGUUUGCAGCAGUGGGUGGGAUUCAGUCCCUGACCUGGGAACUUCUGUCUGUUGUGGGUGUAGCCAUUAAAUACAUACAUACAUACAUACAUUAAAAUAAUUAAAUAUUACCUUUAGUCAUGUUAAUAUGUCAAAUGAGUUAAUUAACUUAAUUAAAGUUAAUUAAAGUCCAUAGCACAGUAGCUGAUUCCUUGUGAUUGCCAGCAAAUGUUAGUUUGUAUUACACAUUUUUCAAAUUUGUGUAUUAGUGGAACUUUUUAAAUAAUCAAGAACUGUAAGUGUGAAACUGAUUCUGUGUAUAAGGGCUUCUUUUCCAUAAGGCAGUCUUCUUCUUGGGCACACCUCAGAACUGAGCAUUUAUACAAAGCUUGGUAUUCUGGAUAAAUUACAUUAACCCUGUGAUUCAAAGAAGACAUCCUCCUCUUCAGGUGGAUCAGAGAAGUAAACUCCAUAGAGAAGGGGGCAGAGUAAGAAGUGAUCAACUGGAAACUAAAAUGCCUGUGAUUGAGUUAUGUAAAACUUGGUCAAAUUCUUUAGGGAAGCAAGUUCCAGGCAGGAGGUUAAUCUCAAAGGAAGGGCUGGGAGCCUGGAAUUUAUGGCAGAUGCAUCCGUGUAACCUUCCUACAUGGGGCCACCUGGUGGUUCAGUCUCACUGUUUCUCAUUGCCAGGCCUCCCCUGCCUCUCCAGAUCCCCUCUGGUCCUAACAUACAUUCUGAGUUAUGUAAUUCACAGAUUGUAACCUCACAGCCUGAGUCUCACCCUCCUUAGCAGGCCCCAGACUGAGGAGGAUGCCUGCUUAGUUUGCCCUGACAUCCUAGUUCAGGAAAAAGGGCUUAAGCCUCUUUCUCCAUCUGUUUCUAGAAAAACAACCGGCAAAAAAAAUGGGAUCUGGUUAGAAGAUCUGUUCCCAUGGCCCAGAGUAUUGCUUCAGGUUGAGCUGAAAAACAUAGAGACUGGAAAUACAGUGGAUGCAGUGGUUUCAUGAGAGCAACCAAUUAGCAUUCCAUUGUCUCUGGUAUCUACUUAUUUUAUUAUGAGUAGUUACCAAUAAAAAUGUGUAAAAGCAUUAUCUUGUUAUAAUUAACAACUGUACAUUGGGUUAAUAGGUGUGAUGAGGGUGGAGUGAACCACCUUGGGGGAGAAAUUGAGUCACAAAAGAUUCCCUGAUUCUCUGCUUGGAAAAAAUAAUCCCAGUUGUUUAUCUAUGUCCUGUUGUUAAACUCCUGUCUAAUUACAUAUGAAUCAGUAAGUGUUUCUAUGGUAAUAUAAAACACAAAAAGCAGCAAACAUGCCUUUAUAAAGGUGUUAUUAUAAUUGGGAAAAAUCAUUUACACACAUGGGUGUGAAGUUAUAUACUGGCCUAGAAAUACAUGUGAAAUUUGUCCUUAAUUGUAAGAUCUUUCUCAUGUUAACAACAAAAGAAUUAGAUGGUGUCCAUUGUUUUUUUCUUUUUUUCCUUAAAUCUUGGGUUUUAACCGAGAUAGCCAAUUGUUUUCACCUGUGGUCAGUUAGUAGGUGGCACAUAGGGUGCAGUACUGGGAGCUGCGCUGAAACUCAGAACACGCUUCCAUCUAUUGGUGAUGUCACCAGAGAGAAGAGGGGCCUUAUGUGGCUGCUUGCCAUUUAAGUGGCCCCUGUAAUUGGAUAAUAUCUAUAUUAUUCUUUAUAUCUAAACUCUGUCAUUAAAAUUUGCAUGCAAAUAAAGUUGGAGCAAAAGCAUGAUAUAUACAUUCAUGCAAAUAUGUAUAUAUAGUUUUUAGAAAUUUCAACAUGUUUUAGGUCAUUUGUCACCUAUGAAGAACAUGUAUGCAUAUUAUAAACCAUAGAAAAAUCUUUUUGGAUGCUGCAAACAAAAGAAAGAAAGCAAGCAAGAAAGGAAAGAGGGAAGGAAUGAAGAAAAGAAAAAAAAAGGAAAAGGAAAGAAAGGAAGAAAAAGAAAAAUUAAUAAUUUUUAUUAUCAGUGGCCACCCUUAUAAUCACCAUUCAGAUUAAAAAUGCUACCUGCAGACCUCAAGCCACCUUUGUGCCCCUCUCAGCCUCUGCCCACCAGUGCCAAGUGUAACAACUGUCUUGAUUUUAUAAGUCACAGAAUACUAUUUUCCAGGUUUGAUUUUUAUAAAAAAGGAGUAAUAAUACAGUUUGUACUAUUUUGUGGCUGUUCCCUCCCCCCCAAAAAAAUUGAUGUUUGAGAGUUUACCCCAUGUUGAUGUGGUUGUAUGUACUUCAUUCAGUCUCACUAACAUCUGGUUAAUUAAGCAAAGUGUUGUUUGAAAUAUAAAUAAGGAGAAAAAUGAUUUAUGUAGAUUGUUUAGAUCACAGUUUGGUAUGUAGGACUACAUGAGCCCUUAAAACUGUUGUCAAUUUACAGUAAUCAUUGGAAUACAAUUUCACAUAUAAACUCUGUUGCUUAGAUCCCCCCUCCAUGGAUGUUUCUUCUGGGAAGCCUUCCUAGACCUUGCCAUCAAAAUUGAAAGGCGCCUCUCUGCGUUCUUGGGAGACCUGGUCCAUUUCUCUGUCAGCUCUUGAGGUUUUGUAGCAAUUGUCCAUUGUCAGUCCUACCUGGGGCUGUGAGUGGGUCGCAGGGCCUGUCCCUCUUUGUUCCUGUGUGCCCAGCACAGAGCCUUUUCCAUCAGCAGUAUUCCACAUCUGUCUGUUGCAUGAAGAGAAAUCAAGGAGUUGUUCUACAUCACCAAGAAAACAUUCCAAUCUGUUUUUAUGUUUAAUUUUCUUGUAAGAGAUGGCAGCCUGCUAGGGACUGUACUGAGCAAGUUACAGAAACAGAAUUGACUCUCUGUGGUGAGGAAUUGUAAAGGAUCAGGUCUGGGAGGAUUUUUUUUCCUGUGGGUUUCACCCUUAGUUUCCCACCUUCACUGAUAAUUCCAGUCUCAACACGUCUCCUCAUUCCCUCAUGAGGCUCCCAUGCUAGAAUCUACAUUUCCCAGUUUUCCUCAACGUUGUCUCCUUGUCUCAGUGACUCACCACCUCAGGGCUAUCAGCUAGUCAUGACCGGAGGGUACAGGUGCUGAGGUGUGUUGCAUCCCCUGGCCACCCAGCUGAUCUGGAUGGCCUUCCGACUCUGGUAAUGCGGUGAUCUCUUCAGCCAAGAGACCUGCUGGGGGUGAGGACCAUGACCACUGCUUUGGGCCCACUCCAGCUUCAUUGUCAGCAUCAGGCCGAUUCCGUAGCUGGGAUGCUGAAUAUGAGAGCGUGGAGUGACUGAGAGCCCUAAGAAAUGAAAGUGAUGCCUGGCCUCCAAUGUCAGGUUUUGAUGUGGACAAUGGCACAUCUUCGGGACGGAGUCCCUUGGAUCCCAUGACCAGCCCAGGAUCUGGGCUCAUUCUCCAAGCAAACUUUGUCCACAGUCAACGCCGGGAGUCCUUCCUGUACCGAUCUGACAGCGAUUAUGACCUCUCGCCAAAGUCUAUGUCCCGGAACUCCUCCAUUGCCAGUGACAUACAUGGAGAUGACCUGAUUGUGACUCCCUUUGCACAGGUCUUGGCCAGCCUGCGAACUGUCCGAAACAACUUUGCUGCGUUGACUAAUUUGCAAGACCGAGCACCUAGCAAAAGAUCACCCAUGUGCAACCAACCAUCCAUCAACAAAGCCACCAUAACAGAGGAGGCCUACCAGAAACUGGCCAGCGAGACCCUGGAGGAGCUGGACUGGUGUCUGGACCAGCUAGAAACCCUGCAGACCAGGCACUCCGUCAGUGAGAUGGCCUCCAACAAGUUUAAAAGGAUGCUUAAUCGGGAGCUCACCCAUCUCUCUGAAAUGAGUCGGUCUGGAAAUCAAGUGUCAGAAUAUAUAUCAAACACGUUCUUAGAUAAGCAGCAUGAAGUGGAAAUUCCUUCUCCAACUCAGAAGGAAAAGGAGAAAAAGAAAAGGCCAAUGUCUCAGAUCAGUGGGGUCAAGAAGUUGAUGCACAGCUCCAGUUUGACUAAUUCAAGCAUCCCGAGGUUUGGGGUCAAAACUGAACAAGAAGACGUCCUUGCCAAGGAGCUAGAAGAUGUGAACAAAUGGGGUCUUCAUGUUUUCAGAAUAGCAGAGCUGUCUGGUAACCGGCCUUUGACUGUUAUCAUGCACACCAUUUUUCAGGAACGUGAUCUGUUAAAAACAUUUAAAAUUCCAGUAGACACUUUAAUUACAUACCUUAUGACCCUGGAAGAUCAUUACCAUGCUGAUGUGGCCUACCACAAUAAUAUUCAUGCUGCGGACGUCGUCCAGUCAACACAUGUGCUGUUAUCUACACCUGCUUUGGAGGCUGUGUUUACAGAUUUGGAGAUUCUUGCAGCAAUUUUUGCCAGUGCAAUACAUGAUGUGGAUCACCCUGGUGUCUCCAAUCAGUUUCUGAUCAAUACAAACUCUGAACUUGCCUUGAUGUACAAUGAUUCUUCUGUCCUGGAGAACCAUCAUUUAGCCGUAGGCUUUAAAUUGCUUCAGGAAGAAAACUGUGACAUUUUCCAGAACUUGACCAAAAAGCAAAGACAAUCAUUAAGGAAGAUGGUCAUUGACAUUGUACUUGCAACAGACAUGUCAAAGCACAUGAAUCUACUGGCUGAUUUGAAAACCAUGGUUGAAACUAAGAAAGUGACAAGUUCUGGAGUUCUUCUUCUUGAUAAUUAUUCUGAUAGGAUUCAGGUCCUUCAGAACAUGGUGCAUUGUGCUGACCUGAGCAACCCAACCAAGCCACUCCAGCUGUACCGCCAGUGGACAGACCGCAUAAUGGAGGAGUUCUUCCGCCAGGGAGACCGAGAAAGGGAGCGGGGCAUGGAGAUAAGCCCCAUGUGUGACAAGCACAAUGCGUCUGUGGAAAAAUCACAGGUGGGCUUCAUAGACUAUAUUGUUCAUCCUCUCUGGGAGACGUGGGCAGACCUGGUCCAUCCUGAUGCCCAGGACAUUUUGGACACUUUGGAGGACAAUCGUGAGUGGUACCAGAGCACAAUUCCUCAGAGCCCGUCCCCAGCACCUGAUGACCAGGAGGAGGGCCGACAGGGUCAAACGGAGAAGUUCCAGUUUGAACUGACUUUGGAGGAAGAUGGCGAGUCAGAUACGGAAAAGGAUAGCGGGAGCCAAGUGGAAGAAGACACCAGCUGCAGUGACUCCAAGACGCUCUGCACUCAAGACUCGGAGUCCACCGAAAUCCCCCUGGACGAGCAGGUGGAGGAGGAAGCGGUGGGAGAGGAGGAGGAGAGCCAGCCGGAGGCCUGCGGCAUUGAAGAUCCCUCCCCCGACACGUAACACCGCAGAGACCUCCACACCUUCCCUUGUGUUUUUUGUUUUUAAGUAGAGAAGUUGUUUCCAAAGUGCAUGUCACAUGCCACAACCAUAGUCACACCUCACUGUCAUCUGCCAGGACGUUUGUGGAACAAAACUGACCUUGACGGCUCAGUCUGGCGCUCAGGAAUACCGUCACCAGUUUUUUCACCUCCGUGUCAUCAGAAAGAGGGGGACAUCUUCGGAACAGCAUCUUCACGGGAUUUCAGCUCAGCAGAGCUGACCAAGCAGAGAAAAUCCACUCCAAAGUGUUUUCUAGGGAGUGUGGCUCAUCAGGCAGCCCAAAAGCAGAUAUGAUUUGGGGUUUCUUUUCUUUUUAUUUGUUUGCAAUAUUUCCAGCGGAAAGAAGGCAUUACAUGGACGGAGUGAACUAAUGGGUGAGGCAACCAAUGGGUCUGGAAGAGGACACAGUGUAAAUCUGUUGCCAGGAAGAAGAUGAGCCACAGAAAUUGCAUAAUUUUCUAAUUUCAAGUCUUCCUGAUACAUGACUGAAUAGUGUGGUUCAGUGAGCUGCACUGACCUCUACGUUUUGUAUGAUAUGUAAAACAGAUUUUUUGUAGAGCUUACUUUUAUUAUUAAAUGUAUUGAGGUAUUAUAUUUAAAAAACUACGUUCCGAACUUCAUCUGCCACUGGUUAUUUUUUUCUAAGGAGUAACUUGCAAGUUUUCAGUGCAAAUCUGUGCUACACUGGAUAAAUCUAAUUUACAAAUUUUACUUGCACCUUAGACUUCAUAGCAAUUAACUGAUUUGUAGUGAUCCAUUGUUUUAUAUACCAAUGACUUCCAUAUUUUAAAAACAACAAUUGACUUUAUGUUGCAGGAAACCCUCUUUGUAGGUCUUCAUUUACUCGCUUUUUGUUUCACUCUUUUCAGACACGCAAAGUUGCCCCCCACUGACAUUUCUCUUCACCGUGUGCAAAGUGAAUACUUGUUCAGUAAUACUUUGAUGUGCAUUCUGUCCAACAUGUCUCAAACCUCAUGGACACUCAGUCAUCAGUUGAUGUUGUCUGAAGCAAGUGAGAGAUAUAUAAAUAGCCAGUAGCUAAAAUGGACAGUCUUUUUUAGAUAUUUUCCUACUUAGUAUCUUCUGAUAACUUUUGCUGUAUUGAUAGACCCUCAUUUCACAAGUGCAUGUCUUUGUAAUAACCCUCACGUUUCAUGCUCAUUUUUAUUGUUUUCACCGUCAGUCAUAGUAAGAAAAACUUUUUCCCCUUGUGCUGCUUCAUUAUUUAGUGUGUGUUUGAACCUCUGUCCACAUUUACUACCUGUGGUCUUAUCAGCUCUAUCACCACCAUUCUGAUUGAUGCAAAGAACAGGUAGUCAAGUUAGCGUUAGCAUUCUUUUCUGCCAUUAGGUCAUAUGUAAUGACUAGCUUUUACUCUUGAUUUACAAAGAGACGUUAACAGCUAGCUAGACAAUUUUUAAUAAUAUUAGCAGAAUAUAUUAAUGAACACCAGUACAGUGAAUGCUCUUUCGUUUCUAUGAUUUCAUCAUGGGGUUAAGAACUCUAGGAGGAAUAUUCUUGAGAAGUGAUUUUAAGUGAAGCAAUGACUCUUCCUUAAUGGACAGACACGUAACAUGUGGGACUUGCUUUAUCAGUUGUCUUUGAUCCAUAAGUAUGUCUGGUGGAGGAGAAGUUUAAAUAUACUGACAGAAAGUCAGUAUAUCGAUGCCCUGGCACCGGAGGUUUGGCAAAAUAAUGCCAUUUUAAAAUACUGGGUUGGGUAAGAAGGUUCUGCCUUAAUCAAAAAUUAGAUAACUCUUGACUGAAUUUGGCAUCAGGAACUGUAUAAUAAUUUUAGAGAUUGAUUCCCAGUGUUUACCUUCAAUUGGCAUCUUGGGGCAUUUAUUUAGUUUGGACUCUCUUCCCAUUUCACCUCUUAAUAAAAUGUUCACCUUCUCCGUAAAGAAUUUGGAACCCAAAUAAUCAUUUUUCACAGUGAUAUCCAAGAACUCAAGAGGCUAGAGGACCAUCUGGCCAAAUGGAAAAUAAAUAAAACAGUUAAUGAAAUUGUAACCCUGAAAAACAUGUUGUGGAUGCCUCAAGGAGCCUUCUGAGGACUAACCGCUAAGUCACCAGCCAGGGAAAUGACCCGAGCUGAAGGUACUCUUUUAAUCCCCUGAAAUCCACUGAUGCUUAGAAACGUUGAUUAAAAUAUUAUCUAGCUUAGGCUUUUACAUAGAGCACAGCAUAGGACUUGCCUAAUUAUCAGAUUUCCACCCAAAUCCCCCUAUAAAAAUCAGACAGUAAUCUUUCAAAUAAAGUCCUUUGUUUGGCAAGUGGUCUCACAAGAACACGUGGAAACUUGUUUCCAUUUUAAUUUUAUUUGUCCCUGAUGGAGGUCUAGAAAAGAAGGCAAAGAAUCUAGGGUUUAUUCCUUUUUCCAAAAUAGUCUCCCCUCCCCCCCCCGCCCCAAUACUUGGUGUUUUCCCCACAGAGUGCCUAGUAUCUUAAUAAUGAAAAAAAAAUUAAAGCAGCAAUAUGUCACAAACAAAUCCAGACCUGAAGAGGUUUAUAACUGCACUAAAAAAGAGAGGCUGUUUUUUUUUUUUUUUCUCAAUUUGUUGGUUUUUAAUGGUCACAUGUUGUGAAGAUAUCCACUGAUGGACAAUCAAAUUGUAGAAAAGGCAUAUUAUCCAAAAGACAGGGACUAAUGCACUGUCUGAUCUGUUUUUCUCUCCCUUCUCUCUGUCUCUCUCCUCCUCUCUCGCCAAAGUGUGCUUCAGAAUUAUACACUGCUUUAAAAAGAACAUCCUUUUGUAAGUGGCUUUACAUUUCCUACAAUGCCAUAAGAAAAUGCAAUAUCUGGGUACUGUAUGGGGAAGAAAAUGUCCAAGUUUGCAUAAAACCAGUACAUUUCAGCUUGCAAGUUACUAAACACAAUAAUGCUGUUUUAACUUUAUUUUCUUUUAUGUCACUUAAAAUUCACAAGAAAAUAAUGUAGAUAGAACAAAUUGCAGACAAGGAAAAAAACUUGAAUGAAGUGGAUUUUACAGAAAGCUUUAAUGAUAAUUUUUGAAUGCAUUAUUUAUUUUUUGUGCCAUGCAUUUUUUUCUCACCAAAUGACCUUACCUGUAAUACAGUCUUGUUUGUCUGUUUACAACCAUGUAUUUAUUGUAAUGUACAUACUGUAACGUUAAUUGUAAAUUAUCAGUUCUUAUUAAAACAUCAUCCUGGGAUGGGAUGGUGUUGAUAUAUUUGGAAACUCUUGGUGAGAGAAUGAAUGGUGUGUAUACAUACUCCUUGUACAUUUUCUUUUCUCCUAUAAAAUAGUCUUGUCACCUUAGAGCUUGUUUAUGGAAGAUUCAAGAAAACUAUAAAAUACGUAAAGAUAUAUAAAAUUUAAAAAAACAUAGCUGCAGGUCUUUGGUCCCAGGGCUGUGCCUUAACUUUAACCAAUAUUUUCUUCUGUUUUGCUGCAUUUGAAAGUGAGGUCAUGAUGGGGCUAGGGCUGGGCAUUUUACUUCUGAUCUCUGAAUCAAUUGGAUUUCCAGCAAUGGCUGAAUUUUAUAGAACCACAGACAACCUCUGGAACAUUCUGAGACCCUUUUGAGAUAUAAGUCCUUAAGUACUUUUUGCCAUGAAGCAGUAUGGCAUAUAUCAUAGUAGUUUUCCCUAUCAGAUACUGAGCUACUUCAGUUAGUUACACUUGAUUAUUUUUUUUUAAUUUCCAAACACUACUAGGAAAAUAUAUUCUUGCGCACUGAUUAUAAAAAGUCUUUUUUGGCUUCUAGAGCACAUGAGCAAUUGAACUUGAUUUAAAACUAGAGUCAUAGGUCACAUGUGCUAUAUAGUAAUUUAUUCCUUGGCUUCCGCUCAUGUAAAGUUAAUAUAUAAUAUGAAAAAGGUCAUUUUUGUAACCCUGAAAUUUUUCUUCAGCUGAGAGCAACCAAAAUUCCUUAUAUAUGUAAAUCCAUAUAUUGGAACACAAAAUUUUAUAUGACGCAAAUUCACUCAGCACAAUGGACUCAUUAUUCUCUAGAAUGUUUCUGCAAAACUUACAUUGCUUUAGAAUUCUUAAAUUUAAACUUGUGCAAUGACCAGCACCCAAAGUCUAUGAAAAAUGCCGGUAGAUGAUGUGGAAAACUCCCUCCACUGCUGCCCAGCCCUCAGGACAUGUGACUUCGUCAAAGGAGAGAUUCUUUUUUCUAGGAAAAAUGAGCCUCUUUUUAUUUUAUUUUGUUUUAUUUUAUUGACACAAACUGUAGAUUUUAGCAGCCCUGGCCCAAAGGAAUUUGAUUACUUUUGUUUUAAACAGUACAAAGGGGACACUAUGGUUACAAAAAAAAAAAAAAAGAAAAAAGAAAAAAAAAUCCUUACUGUUUAGUUGUUUUAAAUUUUAUUUCUUUGGAUAUGUUUUCAGAGUGGUAAAUUGUGUGUGAGCAUUACAAAUGAUGAUUCUUUUAGUGGUUUCUUAGCCUCUCUUACAGCCCAUGGGGAUAGUACUGUACAUCAAUACCUUCAUAUGAAAUUUUUAUAUGCAAUGAAAAUAAAAGCAUGGGUUGAUUCUGCCUA